Brassicogethes aeneus is the source of this 890-nucleotide messenger RNA. The record is from the annotation of a GenBank genome assembly. Lineage: Eukaryota; Metazoa; Arthropoda; Insecta; Coleoptera; Nitidulidae.
AUGUUUUGGUGGGCAGUCUUUGCCUUGGUGGUUUGUGUGGAAGCCGGACCAAUCACCAUAAUUUCUUCUGUGAACAAGAAUCACGGGCAGAAAAAUAACGCUGACGUAUUCGAUGCAUCACGAAGAAAUGGAUUGUCCAGCUUUGAAGAAGAAAACGGCUUCAAUAGAAACAACGAAGUAAAAAUCAUCAAGGGUCAAGAUUCCGGCAAGUUCGAUGAAGAAUCCAAUGACCAUAAAGACCGAGUAAACGAAGAAAACUAUCAAGAUGAGAAAUUUCGUAAGAAUGCUGGUGUAGAUUCCAAGGAGUUUGGUAACAAACAGAAGCAUCACAAGGGACACCACAAAAGUGGUUUUCACAAUUCCUAUCACAAUGAUGAAAGCGGAAGGACCUUUGGUGACUUUAGCAACCACCGUCAAAAGGCUGAAGACCGUAACGCCAACCACUACGCCAACGACAGGGAAAAACAUCGCAAUUACAACAACGGGGAAGCUUUCAACCAAGACCAAGGUCAAAACAGACAAUACAACCAACGAAAAUACUUUGAUGACAGGGAGGAAGCUGCCAGAAACAAUGGACGCAACAACUUUGACGUAGGAAGAGAUUAUCACCAAGAAGAAUUCGUAGAAAGACCGUAUUACAACGAACGUUACGUCCCAGAAGAAGAUUACUACUACGAUGGCCCCCAGCAACACCCGAUUCGAAACCCAUUGCCGCCGACAAGAACCAUAACGGUCUACGAGGAUCCUAGAUAUAUCGACAGGAGAUACGACCAUAGACCUGCGUAUGACCAUGACGACAUUCAUUUGGAUUUUAGAAGACCCCCCAGAUAUAAUUCGAGGAUACCUUAUGAUGAUUAUUAUUAAGUUUAUAUUUAAAGAAUUUUCCUGCC